Messenger RNA from Amborella trichopoda, 2715 nucleotides. RefSeq lists its product as uncharacterized. Gene Ontology annotation, molecular function: protein binding. The record is from RefSeq and is a predicted model, not a curated record. Lineage: Eukaryota; Viridiplantae; Streptophyta; Magnoliopsida; Amborellales; Amborellaceae. Gene Ontology annotation, cellular component: membrane.
CUCACUAAAAGCACACUCAACAGGUUCUAUCUCCUCUCUUACAAGUAGUCAUACAUCUUGUCUCAAACAAUCCAAACCACCCCCACUCUCCAUUCUUAAAGAGUUCUCUUGCAUUUGAAUGGGUGAUAUUGCUCAGUUCUCCACUUUCAAGUAUGAAUUGCAAGAUGACUAUGAGAAUUACAAUUACUGGAAAUCAUGCAUGCAUUCUUACUUGAAGGCACAUAGCUUACUUGAUGUAAUCUCUGACUCCUAUGAGAGUGAAGAAACAAAUGAUGAGAAUGAAAAGAGGGAAUGGAGUGCAAAGGAUGGGAAGGUUCUUUACAUCCUCAAGACCUCCAUAAACCCUAAACUCUUUCUUCAUAUAUCAACUGCUAAAACUGCAAAGGAAGCAUGGUACAUUCUUACUUCUUUGAAAAAAACAAGAUUUAGGAAUCAAAUUCCAAGAAGCCAUGCUUGUGAUAUAAAUGAGAUGCAGAAAAGAAAGAUGUACAAAGCUUCCAUAAAUGAGGAAUGUGAAACCCUGCACAAUUUCUACCAGGAGAUAACAAAUAACCAAAACGCCUCCGAUACGUCCAUUGGCUGCACAAUUCUUCACCUAGUCACACAAUGUUGCCAUGUCAAAGUCCUCAACAAGCUCUUGGAGAUGGCAACUGAGGACGCUUUGAGCUGUGUCGAUGAACAAGGUAAUACGAUUCUCCAUGUGGCGGCAAUGGUUGGGAGCAUCGAGAAGGCUCAGGCAGUGUUAAGGAAGAAGCCAGAAUCAGUUACGGUUCGUAACCAUAGUGGAGAGACUCCGAUCUUUGUCGCUGCAAAGUAUGGUCAUAAGGCUGUUUUUGCAUAUCUCACUAUGGUAGGGAGGGUUGAGGGUUGCGUGAGAAGCAACAGUGGUGCUACCAUCCUUCAUGCUGCUAUAAUUGAAGAAUUCUAUGAUUUGGCACUAGAGAUAGCAGAAAGAUAUCCGACUUUGGCACAUGCACGAGAUGAGAGGGGUAUGACACCAAUGCAUAUCUUAGGAAGCUCCCCAAAGGCAUUCAAGAGUGGAACCAUGUACUAUUCCACUAAUAUUGCGGUCUCCUCUUGGGUUGUGUUGGAGACCAUUGGAAAGCUCAUUUAUUCAUGUAUUCCAGUAUAUGAUAAAUAUAAAGGCAGGCCAAUAAGUGCUAGAGAGGACAUAGAGACUCCUGCAUGCACGACAAUCGACCAUAGAUGGAGAGAUGAUGGCAAUUCUUCUCUAACCGAAUGGACAAAUAGCUUGGCACUUGGCUGCCCAUUGUUUGGACGGAUCUACCAAACGAAGCAAAAGCACAAGUGGGUGAGAAACUUGGUAGAAGUCCUGUUGAAAUUCGAGUCGAAUUACAGUUACGAGAACGAUGGACAAUUUCCUUAUGAGCUGAGGACUUCCAUUAAUGCCGGCCCUGAAUCUUUAUCAAAAAGGAAUGGGAUGGUAAGCCCUCUGGUUUUGGCUGCAAGGAAGGAUAUAGUGGAGCUUGUGAGAGAAAUUCUUAGAGUGUUUCCCAGUGCAAUAGAGUUCCUAGAUGAAGAUGGGAAGAACAUAAUGCACCUAGCAGUGGAGCACAGGGGAGAGAAAGUAUUCUGGUUGUUGAGAUCGAUGGGCACGCUUGUCUGCAGUAUGGCCAUGGGCAUUGACCGACACGGCCGCUCUAUCUUGCAUCUAGCAGCAAAGCUUGGGGAAUAUCCACCAUACCACACACUGGCGAGUCCACAAUAUAUGCAACGGGAGCUACUCUGGUUCAAGCGAGUGAAUCAUGUGUGUCCCCCUCAUAUAGUGGCACACAUAGACUCACAUGGCCACACUGCUCAAGAGUCGUUUGCUGCAACCCAUAGUGGCCUGGUGAAAGACGGUGAGGUAUGGCUCAAACAAAGUGCACAAACAUGUGUGAUCACAUCCACAUUGAUCAUAACCAUUCUGUUUGCUGCAACCUUCACAGUGCCGGGUGGUAACCAUGAGACCACUGGUAUCCCCAUCUUUCUGCAUGAUAAGAAGUUCAAGAUGUUCAUGGAUUACUUGAACUGGACCCUUUUCUUCUCUAGCCAAGCACUGGCAUUUUUCACAUCUGUCUUAACAACGCGCUAUGACGCAGAAGACUUCUAUAUCAUGCUGCCUAUGAAAUACUUUGCUGCUAACACCUUUCUUUUUCUAUCAGCUUGGGGUACUAUCAUAACCUUCUCAGUGGCAUACACUAUUGUAGCCGACUCCAUUUUUGGCUCCUCUCAUCUGGUUGGCAUGACAUUAGCCGCAAUUUCGACACUAACUUGGAUUCUUACAUAUAUGGAUGGCAUGACAUCCACCGUUAGCUCGACCUGCCUUAUAUUCUAUGAAGAACUCAAAUGGAAAGUGGGAGUUGAAGGCCCACUGAAGUCAAAACUCCUCUAGAAAAUAAAUUGACCUGGCAAAUGGGUUCUUCUUCUUGUUAAAAUAAAUGCUUGAUAGGUGCUGGCUACCAAUCCUUCCUAUGGCCUGGGCCUCUUGAAUGAUUUCACUCUUUCUUCUGGAAUGGAAUGGAGCAGUGUGAAGAUUCAUUAGGAGAAAGAGCAGCAGUCUCAAGAGGAUGAUUAAUGUGAUAUAAAUGAGAUAGCAAUGGUUGAUCCAUUGAGAACUUCGAAAGAGUACUAAGUUUGCCUCACUUUAGUCUGGACUGUAUGUUAAAAAUUAUUAUUCAUGUGGGGAACUUCAAGUUUCUGUGGUCAUUCUAA